Molecule: messenger RNA, 1501 nt
Organism: Zerene cesonia (dogface butterfly)
Lineage: Eukaryota; Metazoa; Arthropoda; Insecta; Lepidoptera; Pieridae
Gene: RunxB
Product: runt-related transcription factor 1-like
Exons: 6
Coding region: 257-1501 (414 amino acids)
Biological process (GO): regulation of DNA-templated transcription
Cellular component (GO): nucleus
Molecular function (GO): DNA-binding transcription factor activity, RNA polymerase II-specific; ATP binding; RNA polymerase II cis-regulatory region sequence-specific DNA binding
Source: RefSeq, a predicted model, not a curated record
UCGGUGGCGGACGCGCGCCUUCGCGGUUAUCCAUUAAACUUUUUUUUAGUUGUACGGACUUUGUGUUUUGUGCCAGUGUGAAUUAAAAAAAAAGAAAUGAACGAUAGAGUUUUAUAAUCUAUACCCAGCACGAUGUCUCCGGUCAUCUCAAUAAAACUGCCUCCACGCGAUCAUUAUAACGUGAACCUGCUUCUUUUCCAUAUAAUUAUGUGACGGACGUUGUGUUUAUUGCGGACAGUGGUUACAUGUAUAGACGAUGCAUCUAUCGAGUGAAGUUAGUUCGACUACUAAUGGUUUGGGGCACGAAGCGCCGCCGUCGAGCUAUGGGGCGCUGCCCAGUCAGCCGCUGACUGCUGAACUGCUGGCUGAGAGGACCCUGGAAGGUCUUCUGGCUGAUCAUCCUGGAGAACUUGUUAAGACUGGAAGCCCGCAUGUUGUAUGUACAGUGCUGCCACCACACUGGCGGUCAAACAAAACCCUACCAGUUGCAUUCAAGGUGGUAGCCCUGGGUGACGUAGGGGACGGUACCCUAGUUACCGUCCGAGCUGGCAACGAUGAGAACUGCUCCGCUGAACUCCGAAAUUGCACGGCGGUUAUGAAGAACCAGGUCGCGAAAUUUAAUGACUUGCGCUUCGUUGGGAGGAGUGGAAGAGGCAAAUCCUUCACACUGACGAUAAUGCUAGCGACGUCGCCGCCUCAAGUGGCGACCUACCAGAAGGCUAUAAAGGUGACGGUGGACGGACCCCGGGAGCCCAGAUCGAAGACACGCCAUCACGGCUUUCAUCCAUUUCAUUUUGGACCACGGUUCGCGCCUGACCCGCUUAUGGGCUCUCUGCCUUUCAAAUUAUCGGGCAUAGCUCACCAGCUAGCUGGUCUACCAGGCAAUGAGUGGGGGGCGCUGGCCCGUCACUAUCCCCCGCCAUUACUACCCACGCACGCUCACUUCACGCCACACGUAUUACCGCCUGCACAUUCACAGCCUCAUGCUGUUCCACCAGUUCCACAUGAAAACGACGUAACAUCUGACAAUCCGACAACAAUGCACGCGCACAGUACAACAAGCCCGUCUAAUUCCCGACCCAGCUCGCCACAAGAUGACGACGACAUAUCUGUGACGGCCUCCAUCAGCCCGCCGCCGGACGACCGCCCCGGCGCUUUCACAUCAGUCACAAGAACGCGAAAACCUUUGCAACCAUUACCGCCUCCCUCAAGCCUCUUCCACAGCGCACUUGCCGCUCAGCUAUUCCUCAAUUCACCCCUUUUACCCACACCUCCAGCGUGGCUGUACUCACAGUUAUACGGCGGAUACGACUGGUGGCUAAGACCGCCUCAACCGCAAGAAGACUCCAAUUCUAGUCCCGAUAGAGAAGAAACUGGAUCGACCAGCUCAGCAAAGAAAAGACCAGCGUCGCCAGAGUGGGCAGAACAAGGUGUCAGAACGAGGAGCAAAGCGCUAAUUUCUUCGGAAAGGAGACCUGUUGAUGUUUGGCGUCCGUAUUAG